This is a messenger RNA of Leptosia nina, 942 nucleotides long. NCBI's taxonomy places the organism in Eukaryota, Metazoa, Arthropoda, Insecta, Lepidoptera, Pieridae. The record is from the annotation of a GenBank genome assembly.
AUGUCCAAAGACAGACCGCAACACUCCAGCGAAAUGUGCGUUAUGCCUGCUCAUCCAGCUAACUUCAGAGGUUGUGAAGUCUACAAACAAAUAUUGGAAAGGAAAACCAAAAAAGACCUGCAUCUUAAAACAAGAGGAAACCUCAAGAGUGACUCGCCUAAAAAAACCAUACUUCAAAAUAACUUACCUGAAGUUGAAAAAACACGUAUAAACAAACAGAUGAAAUAUAGCGAUGUUCUGAAAUCUAACAACACAAUUAAUGAAAUAGAUUCGCAUACUAACCAGUCACCCAAUAACACACUAGAGCAGAUAUUAUUAAAACAAGCAGAGAAAUUUGAUCUAAUCCUUCAAACUUUGAUCGUCCAUUGCGCCCAAAACCUCCAAUCCUCGCCCCUAAUGGACUUCCAACUGGCUCUACCGCUGAAAAUAGUAACUCCUGAAGAAGUUUACAGAAACAUUAAAUCAAUGGACACCAAAAAGGCACCAGGAUUCGACCUCAUAGACAAGAAGGUCCUCCAAGAGCUACCGCGCAAAGCUAUUGCAUACCUUACUAUGCUGUUCAACGCCAUCCUAAGAAUUAGACACUUCCCAGACGUAUGGAAGGUCUCGCGAAUCGUGAUGAUCCACAAACCAGAUGAUAUAGCAUUGCUAUCCUCAAGCAAGAAUCCAAACCAAGCUUCACAUAACCUACAAAGAAGCCUAAAUGGAAUUGAAAUAUGGCUAGCUAAAUGGAGAAUCGCUGCCAGUGUUACCAAAUCGGUCCACGUAACUUUCACACUAAGUAAAGGUGACUGCCCGCCCGUUACAUUAAAUGGCACCCAGCUCCCUCACCAGGACUCGGUUAAAUACCUGGGGAUGCACUUGGACCGCAGGCUAACCUGGAAGAAACAUAUUUGGGAUGAGAUAAACCACGAACAGAAAUCUCAACUGGCUCCUAGGUAG